UUAAUAGGCCAAGAACCUCUCGUUUGCGCUCAAAAAGAUCGCUUUUUUUUAUUAGUUUUUUUUCUUCUCUUUUUUUAGCUCUUGAUGCUCUGUGUAGUUCUGAGAGGAAACAAUCGACGAUGACGCCGCCGCCGCUGGAGCAUGACUACAUCGGGCUCACGGCGACGAAGGAGGCGCCGGAGAAGGUCCCGGUUGAGGAGGAGGAGCGGAAGCUUGGAUUCAAGGAGACUGAGCUGCGGCUUGGGUUGCCUGGGUCUCAAUCGCCGGAGAGAAACAAAGGGAUGGUGAAGAGCUUGGUUUCGGGAGCGAAGAGAGGGUUUUCGGAUACUAUUGAUGGGGUUGGGAAGUGGGGGUUGGGUGGAGGGGCUGGAUCGGAGGUGGAGGUGGGGAAAGGUAGUGGCUUGUACUCGCCGAGAGGGGAGGGAGGGGUGGGGAGUGGGAGUGGG
Messenger RNA from Dioscorea cayenensis subsp. rotundata (Guinea yam), 446 nucleotides. Its product is annotated as auxin-responsive protein IAA27-like. The annotation marks the transcript as partial. NCBI's taxonomy places the organism in Eukaryota, Viridiplantae, Streptophyta, Magnoliopsida, Dioscoreales, Dioscoreaceae. The record is from RefSeq and is a predicted model, not a curated record. The transcript has a single exon.